GAGGUAGUUCAGUUCAGAGUGUGCACCAUUGUAGCUGAGUGGGUUUGUCCACGACGGCACGAUCUAUCGAUCCCUGUAUAAAUGUGUAACCACACGACAAGGAAUACAGAGUGUGAGUGUUGAGCACAAUCUCAUCCUGCAGUUCUCAAAAUCACAUCUGGAAGGCCCGCGACGCAACCCAUCGGCCCUCGCACCCCAGACUCUGGUGGCCUGGCAGCCGCCGCCCGCUGCCCUCUCUGCUCCGGCGAACUUCUCUCAGAUCAACGCAUUUCCUCCCUGAAUCGGCCGAUGUAUUCCCCUGCCUGCGCUUUCUCCGAAUUGCUGCGCUGAAUCUCUGCACCCACGCACCACAUUCCCGCACUCCACCGGACUCGAUCGAUCUAUCGAUCGCGUGACUGCUUCCCACGAGGCCAGUGCACAGUGCACGGCUCUGUCGCCUACCACCGCCGGUUGCUCUGCCCGGUAGGCGCUCGGCGGAAUUGCGCCGAAGUUUCCUCUCACAGGCCACGUAACGGAGGUUGAGGAAUUCGGGAUGGAAUGUUGGGGUCCAGCAGGGGAAAAGGUCCAUGGAGCCAAAGGGAGGUGCCAUGGAGCUCCAUGUGCUGGCAAGCGUUCACCUCCACUCCGGCGACACCUGAAAGUUGCAGGAAAUCUAACCGACGUCGUGUUCGUGCAGCCACCAUCUUCAGUGUUCUUUGGGCGCCGACAGCCAAAAAUCGAAGAAGUGCAUGCCAAUGCCAAGAUCGUUCGGCUGCUUCAGGUGUUUAAUGACCUGAGGUCUCCGUGCAGUUCAUCUCCUUCCCAGAAGGCUGACUGUCCCAAACAGAGCGCGAGCAAGUGCUUGAGUCCAUCUUGGCCUUUGCUUGCCUAUCUGCACACAUGGAUCAUUAAAAAAAUCUGGACACGAGCUUGGAAGCCGCCGCCGGAUGUUCUCUGCUACCUGGACAAAUGAACGCAUUCCUGAUUCCUCCCUGAACCAGCCGAUGUAUAUCCCCCUGCCUGCAUUUUCUCCGAAUUGCUGCACUGAAUCUCUGCACCCACCACAUUCCCGCAGUCCACCGGAAUCGAUCGAUCACUUAACUGCUUCCCACAAGGCCGGAGGCGCUUGAAUCAUCGACUCGAAAUUGGCAUGGAACCUGCACUCAUGAGGCUAGCACAGCUGGCUGCUCUGCCCGUCGAAUUGACAGGCAGACGCUCGGCGAAAUGCCCGACCGGGACCGCAUGUCCGGUGUGUGCCAAAAUUUCCUCUCACAGGCUACUUAACGGAGGUUGAAGAAUUUGGGAUGGAAUUUUGGGAACUAACUUCACAACGGUGAGGUCAUACAAGGACCAUGCUCCAUUGUGACAGUGAUACCUACCGCUACCAGACUCUGAGUCCAGGUAUGUUCCUUAGGCAUCGGCUUCAAUUGCUGCUUGGCUUGUGUUAAUGAGAUUGCUUGAGCAUGUGCAGUUUGAGCUGAACAUGAACUUCAAACAACCCUUGGCUGCUACAGAAACGCAAAGAAACUAAAAUCGUCCCACAUUUAUUCCACCAACGCUGCUGCUCUUGCUCGCUCGAUAAGGGCUUUUGUGCCGUCUGCUUGUGGAGUGCUUUUUCUCUAGCUCGUGAUGGUACGUAUGAGGUGUUACCCUGGACGAGGAAAACCUCCAGCUAUUUGGGAUGACCUGGUCGAGCGGCGGUCAGAAACCAUGAAAUCUGCUACAAAACAGCAGAACACGGGCAUGUCUUCUCUGGUCAUGCUCUCUGUUUGGUGGAUCUGGAAGAUGAUGUGUGCAACAGUCUUUAGUGGCGAGUACCUGCGGGUGCCGUCUUGCGCGUUUGGGUGAUAAUGCCUCCCGGGCUGAUUAUCACGUGGGGGGAGGGGUGCCUACAUAUAAAUUUCCCUUCCUUCUUACUGUACAUACAAUUCCAAAGACUUGAGCCUAGUACGCAGUUAUACACACAGCCAGGUAUAUAACAUACCUUGGAACUAAUAAUGCUGCAAGGGAGCAGAAUGCAUCCAAUUUCUAUAUAAGGCCGUAAAGUAUGGAAGAUUUGGAUGCCCCCCGAUCGUGUCCAAGAUGCUGAUGUCUAGCUGCUCUGCUUCGGCGAGGGCUAGACAUUUCUAACUCUCACAACAUGUUUCUUUUUCUCUCCCACCUUGACCUUGUACAACUAUAUGACCUUUUGGGGUCUUUAUAACUGAAAAAUUCCAUGAAGUGCCUUUCACAGAGGGGAACCAAUGAAGACUCUCGAAAUCACAACUUUGCAUCAGUAAAACUUAUAUGCUCUUAGUCUUACACAAUAGCAAUUCAGAAACUAGAAGGUACUUUUCCCCCAAUUAUACAAAAACACAACAAAGUAACUAUAAAAUUUUGUAGAGUACCAUAUUGAAAAUACAUGUGAACUAGGAACUUAUAUACAAAAUACACAUACAGCUCGUGCAUUUUAAUCAAAUAAAAGGCAGACAAAAAA
Molecule: messenger RNA, 2455 nt
Organism: Lolium perenne
Lineage: Eukaryota; Viridiplantae; Streptophyta; Magnoliopsida; Poales; Poaceae
Source: RefSeq, a predicted model, not a curated record